AUGGGCGCCGAGCUGAGUCGCCCCGUGGGGGGCCCCGACAUUACGAACCUCAAAGAAGACGCCGAGCGUCGACGCGUGGGCAGCAGCAGCGCGCUGGACGCGCGUCCGCAGCCGUUGAUCGGGUUGCCGACGUCCGCGAGCACGACGGCCUUGGCGUCCAUGGCCCCGAGCCGGCCGAACAGCCGCAGUAGCAGCGCGAACGCCAAGGCCAAGCUGCUAGAUAGCAGUUUCUUCUCGAGCAUGCGGCGUUCGCGGAACAAUAGCAAGAGCCUCACGCCGCCGUCCAGUAGUUUGGGCGACCACGCGGUUGAGAGUCUCGACCUGCCCAUGGUCGAGUGGGAGGGAUACGUGACAAAGAGGGGGCACUUGGUGCGCAAUUGGAAGAUGCGGUUCUUUACGCUCGAGGGGAACUUGCUCUCGUACUAUGAGAACAAGGUGGACGCGCGCAAUCGCAGCCACCUCAAAGGCCGCGUCCAUGUGACGUCGGUCAAGAUGGACAAAGUGGCCAAGAACGGCCACGGCUUUGACUUUUCGUUCGAGACCACGGAGAACAAGGUCUUUCACUGCAGCGUGCCCACGCAGUUUGACCAGCUGGCUUGGGUCUAUUUCCUAGAGGCGGGAGUUGACACGGUGAGCAUGAAACAAAACAACAAGCUCGUGUACAACACGCACCGCCAUGGAGCGUUGCCAGACAUGCGCACGGAAAAGGGCUAUGAGGUCUACCAGCAAAUGCUCAGCGGCGACGCAGGUAUUGUGACGGAGCUGCUGUCGUACUUUAACAAGGACCUCGUCUUCUCGUCGUCGUACCCGAAGAGCACGCCGUUUAGUGGCGAUUACUUCGGCCGCGAAGGUUUGCUGCACUUUCUAGGCGCGUUCCAGAGCAAUGUGGAUUUGGUCAAGAUGGAAGUCAAGGAUCGCGAGCUGGAUGCAGACGGAAAGAGUCUGACGGUGAGGGGGAUCGAGACGCUGAAGAGCAAACGCUCGGGCACAGUAAUUACUCAGUCGUGGUCGCAUCGUCUGCGCUUUGGUCCGAACGGGCGGGUCUUGCGUUUACGUGUUGAUGUGGAUCUGAAAAAUGCGUCAGGCAACUGGAAAACGUUUGGUGUCAAGAACCCUUACUCCGAGUUGUCCGAUGCGUCCGUGAGGUCGAACCGGUCAUUGAGUAUUUCGAUGAAGGAUUUCACGGUGUACAAUGUGAUUGGUAAAGGUGGUUUCGGUACCGUCGUGAAUGCCGUGAAGAAAAGCGAUGGUCAGAUAUACGCCCUGAAGAUCUUGGAGAAGAGCAAGAUGACGAAAUACGACGUAGAGAGCUCGUUUACGGAAAUGCGGGUCGCCCAGAACAUCCACCACCCGUUCAUUGCAGGAUUGCGCAUUGCUUUUCAAAGUCGGACAAAGCUGUUUCUCGGCAUGAACUACUAUGGUGGAGGUGAUCUUUUUCACCACAUGAGCAAGGGCUCAAGCUGCCGGAUACUGCCAGACCGCGCGCAUUUUUACACUGCCGAAUUGGUACUGGGUAUUCACCACCUGCAUCAGCACGACAUUCUAUACCGAGACAUCAAGCCUGAAAACGUGAUGAUUGAUGCGGAUGGCCAUGUUGCACUUGUGGACUUUGGCCUUGCUAAGCUGCAUGUGUCGGAGUUCAAGGGUGCGAAGACAAUGGCGGGUUCGCCUCAGUACACAGCACCGGAGUUGCUAUUGCCUAAGGCAAAGCGAUCAUACGGUAAGGCGGCAGAUUGGUGGAGUCUCGGCAUCUUGCUCUACGAGAUGAGUGUAGGCAAGUCUCCGUUUUACGACAACAACAUUGAAAAGAUGUACCACAAGAUCCAGAAUGAUCCUCUGAGCUUUCCCACAAAACCAGUGCUUGCGGACGAGCUCAAGUCAAUUCUUCGAAACUUUCUCCAAAAGGACCCCACAAAGCGCCUCGGCACCAACAUCAGCGACAUUUUGAAACACCCGUACUUCCGUGGCAUUGAUUGGGAUCUACUGCUAAAGAAGCAAAUUACUCCACCGUGGAAGCCGAAGUUGGCGUCGCUGCUCGAUGUAGAGUACGUGGACGCGGAGUUUACAGAUCUGGACGUGAAUAGUGAAGUCCAGUCGCCGACGGACAGGUCGACAGCCAAGUCGAAGGGUUUCUUGUCGCUCGUGUCGAGCCGAGGCAACCGUGACAAAGCAGCUCCUCCGGUCCAGGACCCCACCUUCAAGGACUUCACCUACUUUUGCGAAGAUCCAGACGCUCUUGUGGAAGUCACGAACUUGGUGUCUGAGCUGCGACCUUCUCCGCCGCCUGCCGGCUCCACGUCCGGUCCUUUGAACGUAGAGGACCUGGAUGAACCUGAUCAAGUAGCAGUGCAAGAUGCUAGCAUUCCUUCCGACUACGGGGGAACGCCGCUGUCGUCAUUUGUUGAAAACGGUCAAUUGAACCCGAUGCCGAUUUCACCCAAGCAGUUUCACGAAGGCUUGAAGAAGCUGGAGGCAUCGAUGGUCGAGCAAUUUGAGCGCGUUGAGGUGACCAUCUCUCGCGGGCGGCCGCCGGCUAAAAAGGCGAGUGGAAGUUCGUGCUCGAGUAGCGAGGAACGCGACCACGACCACGUUCAUGUAGAAAAGCUCGUGAUCUCGCAAGGACCUUCGGCAUUGACGAGCAGCACAGUCGUUGCACCAGCCAACGGAAAUGAACCGAGUCAACACUCGUACGAUCUGUCUCCGAACAGCCCCAGUGGCAGCUCUCUGGACUUGUCGGGAAUAAGCGAUGUUGCCAGUCAUGACGCGAUGUCGCAGGAUGACUCGGCUAGAAGUCGAGGACAAUAUGCUGCAAGUCCUACGGCAGUUGACACGGGAACUAGUCUCGAGGCAGAAUUCUAG
This is a messenger RNA of Hyaloperonospora brassicae, 2859 nucleotides long. NCBI's taxonomy places the organism in Eukaryota, Oomycota, Peronosporomycetes, Peronosporales, Peronosporaceae. The record is from the annotation of a GenBank genome assembly.